Polistes dominula (European paper wasp) is the source of this 5085-nucleotide messenger RNA. RefSeq lists its product as uncharacterized. Gene Ontology annotation, biological process: sensory perception of smell; detection of chemical stimulus involved in sensory perception of smell. NCBI's taxonomy places the organism in Eukaryota, Metazoa, Arthropoda, Insecta, Hymenoptera, Vespidae. Gene Ontology annotation, cellular component: plasma membrane. The record is from RefSeq and is a predicted model, not a curated record. Gene Ontology annotation, molecular function: olfactory receptor activity; odorant binding.
AAAAAGCUAUGAUUAUUUUAUGCUGAUCCGCCCAUUAAAAGGGGAAGCCUGUCCUUAGUUUGAUAACAUUAGAAUGCUUUACGCUUUUGACACGCUAUGGUCAGUUUCGAGCACCCUUACUAUAAAGUUAACAAACGUUUUCUAAGGCUGAUAGGACAAUGGCCUUAUCAGAAUUCAUAUGAACGUUUUUUCCGUAGGUGCUUUGUGAAUUUCAUAUUUAUUACUUUUGGUAUUACACAGGUAUAUCAUAGAUUUAAAAUAAACUUGUGUGUGUGUGUGUGUGUGAAUGUGUGCAUGUACAUAGCGUUGAUUUAUACCUGUAAAGGAGACAUCGAUGUGAUACUUCAAAGUGUACCAUUUAUAUGUGUUUUUAUAGCUAUGAUAAAGGAUCUUUUGAAAAAUAUGCUAAACAAUUGGCAAAUAUGGGAAACUCGAGAAGAAUUGAAUAUCAUGCAUGAAUUUGCAGUAGAAGGGAGAUUCUUUACGUUGCUUUACAUAUCAUAUAUUUACACGUGUAUGGUUUUGUUUUUAACAAUGCCACUUUUUCCUCGCUUCAUGGAUAUCUUGAUACCUUUGAACGAGUCUCGCCCUUUGAGAGCUACUGUUAAAAGUUAUUAUUUUGUCGACGAACAGAAGUAUUUUUAUUAUAUUCAUUGUCACAUGAGUAUUGAAAUUACAGUUGGAAUUACUGUAUUAGUUGCUACGGAUAGUCAAUUUUUGACUUUUAAUUCACACAUAUGCGGUUUAUUUUCUGCAGUAGGAUUUCGUCUAGAACAUUUGUUGAACGAUCGGCUCCAGUCUCAAGUUUUAUUGGAUCAUCAUCAAAUUAGAAAAAUGUAUUUCGAUAACAUUGUACAUUCUAUUAAAAAUCAUAAAAGAGCAUUAGAGUUUGCAAAACUUAUUGAAUCUUCUUAUUCGGUAUCUUUUCUAAUGCAGGCUUUUAUGGGAUUGAUAUGUUUAAGUGUUUCUAUGUUUCAAAUAUUAAUAUUGUUGGAUAAAAAAGCAGAAGCAUUUACAUUUUUAAUUUUUGCAUGUGCUCAGUUUACUCAUCUUUUAUGUAUAUGUUAUCCUGGUCAAAGAAUGAUAGAUUACAGUACUGCAAUAUUUUUUAAAGCAUAUAGUGGAUUAUGGUAUGAGGCACCAACUGAAAUUCAUAGAUUAUUAUUAUUAGUAAUACGAAGAAGUUUAGAACCUUGUUGCCUGACUGCUGGAAAAACAUUCAUAUUUUGUUUAGAAACUUUUGCGAAGAAUGAAUCGUGUCGUUGGCGUGACAUGGACAUCUUCGAGGGUGGCUUGUAUAAUUUUAACUAUCGUAUAUUAUCUUUUAUUGGAUUAUGGCCUUAUCAAAAAUCUCGUUCAUAUCGUUUUUAUAUAUCUAAUAUAAUGUUAUUGGUCUUUAAUUUACCUCAGUCUUUAAAAUUAUGGACUUCAAGAGGAGAUUUCAAAAUUAUAUUAAGAGUUAUUCCUUUUUGGAGUACUGCAAUGAAUAUGAUUAUUAAAUAUUAUACGUGUCAAUUAGGGUUGUGUAAUAUAAGAGCAUUAUUAAAUAAUAUUAUUAUAGAUUGGCAAAUGUGGAAUUCGAAAGAAGAAAUAGAUAUUAUAAAGAAGUAUGCAAAGGAAGGACGGUCGAAUACUUUAUUAUACGCAGGAUUUGUAUAUUUUAUCUCGAUAGCAUAUUUGGGAUUUGCUUUUGUGCCACGUUUGAUGGAUGUAAUUAAACCUUUAAAUGAAUCUCGUCUUUUGAAACUACCCAUUUUGUCCGAAUACUUUCUCGAUCAAGAGGAACAUUUUUAUCUACUUUAUGCCUUAAACUUUUGUUCACUAUUAUUCGCUGUUACAAUUUUAAUAGCUGUCGAUACUCAACUUAUGAUCCUUACUUGCCACGUUUGCAGUAUAUUUACGGUAGUAGGAUAUCGUCUGGAACAUUUUCUAAAGGAUGCUCAUACAAUGGACAAUUGGAGUAAUCAUCGACGUAAGAAAUAUAUUAAAAAUCUCGUGCUUUCCAUUAAUGGUCACAAAAGGGCUAUAGAGUUUGCCAAUUGUAUCGAAUCUUCUUUUUCAUAUUCUUUGCUGAUGCAAUGCGGUUUCAACAUUAUUUGUAUGGCCAUUUCUUUAUAUCAAAUAACGGAAGAAAUAACCGAUCAAUUGGAUGAACUUUUACAAUAUACUGGCUUUAUAAUUGUUCAACUAUUUCACAUAUUUUGUUCUUGUUAUGUUGGACAAAUGAUGAUAGAUCAUAGUAUUAAUAUAGGCGAAAAGGCAUACAAUUCAAUGUGGUACGAAGCACCAAUGGAAAUAAAUAAAUUACUAUUAUUAAUAAUGAGAAAAAGUAUCGAACCUUCGAAUUUGACUGCUGGAAAAAUCUUUAUAUUUUGCAUCAAAAGUUUUUCAUCGGUAAUUUUACUUAACUUCGUCAAUUAUCUUACAUACAUCAAUCUCAUACUUCAUGGUACUAUCGUCAAAUGUUUUACAACAUCAUACGGAGAUAUGGAUAUUUUUCAACGUUAUUUCUAUAAGCUUAAUUAUCAAUUAUUAUCCUUAGUAGGUUUAUGGCCAUAUCAGGAUAAUAAAUCACGUUUAUUUCGUGUAUACUUUCUAAAUAUCGCAGUAAUGUCUUUCAAUAUAACUCAGAUAUUUCAAUUGUAUACUUCUAAAGGUAAUUUUGAUAUAAUUAUUGAAGUUGUACCAACCAUGGCAACAAUGACUAACAUGGCAAUCAAAUAUUAUACCUAUUACAUUGGUAUGUUCAAUAUAAGAAAACUUUUGGAUAAGAUGAUAGUAGAUUGGAAGAUAUGGAAUUCCAAGGAAGAAAUAGAAAUAUUGAAGAAAUAUGCUGAAGAGGGUCGUCUUUAUACUCUGGCAUACACCUUAUACAUAUACAUCAGUACUGCAUUAUUUUUAUCGAUAUCAUUUUUACCAUUUCUUCUGGAUGUUGUUUUACCAUUAAACGAAUCUCGUCCUUUGCAACCAAUCGUCUUGGGAGAAUAUUUUAUCGAUCAGCAAAAACAUUUUUAUUUAAUCUUCUGUCACAUGGCUUUUACAAUUUUAAUCGCUAUGACAAUUAUUAUAGCAACAGAUACUCAAUUCUUCGUUUUUACUUGUCAUGCUUGUGGAGUUUUUUCAAUAGUCGGAUUUCGUUUGGAACGAUUAAUGAAAGAUGAUAAUACUAUGAAGAAAUAUUUCGAUGAACGAAGAUAUUUCAAACACGUUGUACUAUCCAUCAAAGGCCAUAGCAGAGCUAUAGAGUUAGUAAUGAAAACAUUACUGGACAUAUCCACGGAAAUGUUCAAAUACAUUGCAUUUUUGGCUGCACAAUUGUUUCAUAUAUUUUGUAUUUGUUAUUGUGGACAAAGGAUUAUAGAUCAUAGCAGUGAAACUUUAUUAAAAGCAUACAAUGGUUUAUGGUACGAAGCACCGAUAGAAAUUAGAAAAUUAUUACUCUUGGUGAUAAGACGAAGCAUUGAACCUACUCGAUUGACUGGUGGAAAAGUAUUUGUCUUUUGUCUAAAAGGUUUUUCAACGUUUUUUAAAAUAUGUACUUCCAACGGAAACUUUGAUAUACUGAAAGAAGUUAUACCGAUUUUAAUGGCAUCAUUAGCUGCCUCUAUUAAAUAUUAUUUCUUUGAUCUUGGUAUAUUCGAUAUUAAAUUACUUAUGGAUAAUAUGAUCAAAGAUUGGGAUAUGUGGAAGUCCAAGGAAGAAAUUAAAAUCAUGGAGAAGUUUGCUCAUUUAGGAAGAAUGUAUACUAUUGGAUAUACAGUAUACAUAUUCAUCAUUGCAUCACUUUUUCUUUUGGUGACAUUCAUACCACCCUUAAUGGAUAUAAUUAUACCUUUAAACGAGAGUCGUCCUAUGGAAUUACCCGUCUAUGCCGAAUACUUUGUUAACAAUGAGGAUUAUUUUUACUUGUUUUAUUUUCACAUAUCCCUUUCGAUAAUGAUCAAUGUUACGUCUUUAGUUGCCACUGAUACCCAACUUAUGGUUUUUUGUUGUCACGUUAGUGGUGUAUUUGCAGUCAUAGGUUUUCGUUUGGAAAAUUUCUUGGAAAAGGACACAGAUCUACGUGGAUUGACAGAUCUUCAAAGGAAAGAAUGUUAUAAACAUGUUUCCCUAUCUAUUAAAGGACACAAAAGAGCUUUAGAGUUCGUCAAGCGCAUGGAAUCAUCAUUUUCGUAUUCUUUACUAUUGCAAUGCGGCUUGAACAUUAUUUGUAUGAGCAUGUGUCUGUAUCAAAUAGUAGUAUUGUACGGUCAAUCCAUAGAAAUAGUUAAAUUUAUUGCAUUUGUCGUUGAAUCUGAAAUGAAUGAAGAAAUUAUUUCUUGUAUUUAUAGUUACAGUGGUUUCUGGUACGAGGCACCUAUUGAAGUACGUAAAUUACUAAUAUUGAUAAUGAGAAGAAGUCUUGAACCUUCUCGGCUAACUGCUGGAAAAAUAUUUACCUACUGUCUGGAUGGUUUUUCAACUGUAAGCUAAAUUUAGUAUAACAAAUGUAUAUAUUCAUAUAAUCUUUUUAACUGAUUUUAAAAUAUUCUUUAAGAUUCUGCGAACUUCUAGUUCAUACUUCAUGGUACUUUCAUCGGUCAAAUAAUUAACUAUUGAUAUUUAUAUAUAAGCUAUUUAUUAGUUAUUAAAAUAUUUAAAAAGCAAUUUCAAGUGAUUAUCAAUUGUCAAUUGUCAUCCAUGACAUUUAUGUGUAUAUGUUCAUAAUUUACAAAAUGGUAGAUUAUUGCUCAACCUCUAAUUCAAGAAUUUGUGAUAAAAAUGACGAGAAAAAUGAUUAUAAAAGUUCUAUGAAUACAUCUGUGAUUAUGAAUCAAUUGUUAAAAAAACAAGAUCAAAUUUUGUCACCCGAGGAAAUAACAUCUGAUGCUUUGACAAGGUGUUACGAUUUACUGAAUAAAAAACAAUUGUUCUUUAAAUCCUGAUGAAUAAGAAUGGUUCAUUGCAAUUCUUUUUAAGAAAAUUUUUCUCCUUCUUCUUCUUCUUCUUCUCAGGACUUCGUCCUGUUAUCCUAAACUAAACUCCCCUUUAUCUGGGGCUUGGAACAUUUAAGAGAAUUAAUCUUAUUAAUAAUUUAUAUAAAUA